AUGAAUGAAUGGGAGAAUCAGAGAUUGGGGAAGGAGGGGCGCUGCUCCCCUCCUCAAUGCCCCCAUGAUGGCCAGAGGGUCACCCUCCAGCUGGACUCUAUUCCCUUUAAAUUCCGGCAGUACGAGCCAGCUGCUGCUGCUGCUGCUGUUGCCGCCUCCUCCCUGCCUUUGCCUCGGCUGCUCUUCACUCCUGCAGCAGCAGCGGGCCUCGCCGCCCUCUAUAGCUUGAGCUCCUUCCUUUCACUAGGAGGCCCUCCUCACCGCCGGUUUCCCAGACGCUGGGAAGAACACCGCCGCCAUGGUGAGGAUGAUAGGUGCGAUGCCCGCCGUGGCGGUGCGGCAACAGCGGAAGCACGUCAAGCACGAGGAGCACAAGCACCGGCCCACGACGCUCACCAUCGAAUCCAGCGCCGCCUACACAGUGAACUUUGUGAAAGAAGGCAGCCAUCUACUUUGAAAGAGCUCGCGAAACCCCCCGCGGGAAGGAGGGGGUUACCAACCCCUCUUCGGAGUCCCAGAGCUUCCCCGAAGAACUCUCCUCACGUCUCCCCAGCGGCCUCCCCGAGGCAUUCGCCCAUCAUAUCGGGCAGAGUCCAUCACAGGCACACGGGGUCAAAGGGGUGUGCUUACAGAUGCGUCCACGGGCACCUCUGCGGAGGAAUAUCACUCCUCCACAUUUCUGUGCUCUGCGUCCUUCUGGGGAUCACGCUGCUCGUCGUGGGACUCGUUCAGUUAGCACCUGGUGCAGCGAUCGUGACUGACCGUGGCCUCUCUACAGGGUCCACCAUUAACAAGUACGCCAUUAUCGGCUCUGGCACCGGCUUCCUCGGUCUGGGCUUCCUUCUCCUCAUCAUCCUGUGUGCCUGCCAAAAGAACACGCACAGGCGACGAAGACAUCCGCCCCAUGUCAUUCAAGCACAUCCGAAUCACAAAGGCAAAGGUGGAGGAAAAGGUAGUACUAAAGGUCACGGAAAAGGUCACAACAGACAAGUACAGGUGCAUACAGUAGAAGGCGCAGUGGCCGCUAGUGGCCUCGAGAGAACGACGAGUGAGACUCGAACUCAGCCCAAUGUGGAACUCAGACCUGUCAAUGAAAAAGAACUGAGUCUGGAGGGCUUUGUCAAGAGUCCUUCUGAGAGUGAUGCCCUCAUCCAAUCAGCCAACAGGAGGCAGUGAAGCACAGAACACACACUCAAGAAGAAGAAAAAAGGACCACAAAUCUAGAUUAAAAGGGUAACAAAGAAAUCUGAUAAAAUAGCCACAGUGGAAAUAUGAAAAACAGGGCUAUAACUCUUCAGCUUCCUAUGGAAGCUGAUAUCUUUUUUUUUAAUCAGUGAUAAGGAGGUCCAGCCAGGGGAUGGGGUGAGGGUUUAUGUAAUGUAAGCGUAAAAGCAAACGUGAACAAGGUGAUUUGCAUUAUGUUUUGAGUGAAGAGGUAAACUGUUGAAAUCCUGAGUAGCAACUCAAAAGUUUAAAUUUUGCAUUCCUUCAGAUUCCAGUUUUCAUUACCAAAUGUGAAAAUGUUAUGCAACAGUUACAAGUCUUUCUCCUAAAUACAUAAAGCACUGUAGCUUCAAAAUUUCUGCUACAUGCUGUGGGUAAAAAAAAAAAGUUUGAAGUAAGAAAUCAUUAUGCUUUGUAAUUUUAUAUAAUUAAUGUAACGAAUUACAUACAACGCAUUGGGAAUGUGUAUAAUGUUAGUUUAAGUUCAGAAGGGAUGAACAUUUUUGUAUAGUGAUACAUAAACUUCUUCAGUCAUUAUGGUAAAUGUACUGAUUCCGAAUUACUCGACUGAAACGUACAAUGCAGAUAUUUGAUUCUUUAAGUAGUUAAUUAACUGCACUUCAGACGACCUACUUUACUACAUCAGUAUUCCACUUCACUUUUGAGUAUUUUUUCAAGUAUUAUGUAGGGAAUUACAUAAUGUAAUUCUACUUUUUGGGUUUAGCCUUGUGUUACUGUAAAUGGAGAAUUAAUGAAAAAGGUCUUUU
Molecule: messenger RNA, 1991 nt
Organism: Macrobrachium nipponense
Lineage: Eukaryota; Metazoa; Arthropoda; Malacostraca; Decapoda; Palaemonidae
Exons: 9
Coding region: 1-1176 (391 amino acids)
Source: RefSeq, a predicted model, not a curated record